AACAAUGGUUACAACCAACCUUCAUACACCACUACAACUGGUGGCAAAAAUCCAAGACAAAUUCAUAUUGCACAUAGAAGAUCUCCAAGUGAAUUGACAAGUUUAAUGAUUGAACAAAUCACUUUACAACGUCAAUUGGAACUCGUCCAACAGCAACAACAACAAAUUCUAGCUCAACAAGGUGGUUCUGGUGGUUCUAGUGGCUAUUCUGCUGGCUCUAGCGGAAACCAAUUUCAACCUCCAAAUUCUCAUAGACGUACCGGUUCAAAUACCCAUAGAAGAUCACAAUCUUCAAUGACUGGUUCAACCACUUCUCCACAAAAUACUGGUGGCUCAGCUCUUGGUCAUAAUAGAAGACAUUCUUUAGGUUUAAAUGAAGCUAAAAAGGCUGCUGCUCAAGUCCAAGCUCAAAGAUCUGGUAAAGAACCUAGUACUACAGAUGUUGAAGAAUCAUCAAGUUCAAUGCCUCCUCCAUCAGGUUUUAAAUUCCCUUCAACUGUUAUUGAUGCUCCAUCUCCUCCACCUCAAACUCAAUCAUAUGCUUCAGUUUCACGUCGUCCUUCAAAUGGUGGUGGCCAUGGUCGUUCAAGAUCCUCUGUUGGACAUUCACCUCAAAGAAGUUAUCAAUUCCCACCAAAAUCUCCACAACAAUCUUCUAGUGGUGGUUUUGAUUCAUUAGCUCCACCUCCUCAAAACUUUUCCUAUCAUGAACGUCGUCAAUCUGGUCAUCAACGUUCAAAUUCACGUAAUUUUGAUCCAAAUACUCAACAAAAUAUAAAUAUGAAUUGGAGAUCUCAACAAAGUAAUCAACAACAACAACAAAGACAAUUAUCACCUUCAAGAAAUUCAUUUACUGAAGGGUCUUCAUCAUUCUUGGAACCACCUCAACCACAAUUCACACCUGGUCAUCGUAUUCGUGGUUCUCAUAAUAAUAAUAACAAUUCAAUUUCUUCAUUAAGUGGUUUCCAAUUACCUGGUCAAGUUGGUGGUAGAAAAUCAUUAUUUGCCCCAUAUUUACCUCAAUCAUCAAUUCCUGAUUUAGUUGCAGAAGGUCGUUUAGUUGUUGGUACUCUUAGAGUUAAUAAAAAAAACCGUUCAGAUGCUUAUGUUUCCACUGAUGGAUUAUUAGAUGCUGAUAUUUUCAUUUGUGGUUCAAAAGAUCGUAAUAGAGCAUUGGAAGGUGAUUUAGUUGCAGUGGAAUUAUUAGCUGUUGAUGAAGUUUGGAGUAGUAAACGUGAAAAAGAGGAGAAAAAAAGAAGAAAAGAUAAUACUCAAACUUCAAGUUCAAAUAAUAAUUCAAAUAAUUCUUCAGAAAUUAUUGAUGAUGUUCAUAAUGAUGCAAGCACUCAUUCCACAACAACAACUACAACUACAACAUCAGGUGAAGAUGAUAAAGAUGAAUCAACUAGUGUUGGUGGGAGUUUAAAAAGAAAAGGUUCUUUAAAACAACGUCCAACUUUGAAAAAAAAUGAUGAUGUUGAAGUUGAAGGUCAAUCAUUAUUAUUAGUUGAAGAAGAGGAAAUUAAUGAUGAAUAUAAACCAUUAUACGCUGGACAUGUUGUUGCAGUUAUUGAUCGUAUUCCUGGUCAAUUAUUUGCAGGUACUUUAGGUUUAUUAAGACCUUCACAACAAGCUAAAGAUCAACAAUCUUCUUCAAGACCAAAAAUUGUUUGGUUUAAACCAACAGAUAAAAAAGUUCCAUUAAUUGCAAUCCCAACAGAACAAGCACCAAAGGAUUUUGUAGAAAAUCAUGAAAAAUAUUCAGAUAAAUUAUUUGUUGCAUCAAUUAAACGUUGGCCAAUUACUUCAUUACAUCCAUUUGGUACAUUAGUUUCAGAAUUGGGACCAAUGAAUGAUUCAAAUACAGAAGUUGAUGCUAUACUAAGAGAUAAUAAUUUCCUAUGUGAAGAGUAUUUAGAUGUUGAAACUGGUGAAGAACGUGAAGAUUUUGAAAUUAAUGAUGUUGAUUUUGAACAAGAAUUUAAUAAAAGAAGAGAUUUUACCAAUGAAUAUGUUUUAGCUAUUAGUGAAACUGGUGUUAAUAGUGAUAAUGCAUUACACGUUAAAAGAAUUUCAAAUGAUAAGAUUGAAUUGGGUGUUCAUGUCUCAGAUGUUUGUGCUUUUAUUAAAGAAGGUUCAUUAUUGGAUAAAAAGGCAAGAAAAAGAUCAAGUUCAGUCUUUUUGGCUCAAAAAGUUGUUGAUUUAUUACCUAAAUCAAUUAAUGAAUUAUUAAGUUUUGUUAAGAAUGAAAAAUCUUUAGCAUUAAGUGUUGUUUUUGAAAUUGAUACAUUAAAAUUUGAAGUUGAUAAUGUUUGGAUUGGUGAAAGUUUUAUUCAACCAAAGAAUAGAUUAACAUUUGAUCAAAUUGAUUCAAUCUUGGAUGAUGGAGAUGAAUCAAAUGAAUAUGUUUCAAGUGCCUCAAAAGAUUAUAUUCGUACAAUAUCAUUAAUUUCCAGAGAAUUUAGACGUCAAAGAUUAGAAAAUGAUCAAUUAAAUAAUGAAGUUAAUUUAACUUUAAUUGAUCAAAUUGAUGAUGAAAAAGUUCGUUUACAUUUAAAUUUAUUUAAAAGUUCAUUAAGUUCAUCAAUUUUAAAUGAAAUUUUUUAUAAAGUUAAUGGUACAAUAGCUCAAAGAAAUUAUUCAAUUUUAGGAGAUGUUGCAUUUUUAAGAAGACAAACAAUUCCAACAUUAACAAAAUUGGAAAGUUUUAAAAAGAAAAUUUUAAAUUUAGGAAUUGAAAUUGAUACAUCAUCAAGUGCUAAAUUAAUUAAUUCCAUAUUAUCAAUUAAAGAUGAAACUAUAAGACAAGGUGUUGAAAUUUUAUUUUAUAAAAGUUUAUCAAGAUCUAAAUAUUUUGUUGCAGGUAAAGUUGAAGCAGAAAAUUAUGGAGCAUUUUAUUUUAAUUUACCAUUAUAUACCCAUUUUACAUCACCAUUAAGAAGAUAUGCAGAUUUAAUUGUUCAUAGACAAUUGAAGCAAACAUUUGACCAGGAUUUGAAAUUGAAUGGAGAUAAUGAAGAAUUGGAAUCAUUAAAGAUGACUGCAGAAUAUUGUAAUUUUAAAAAAGAUUGUGCCAAGGCAUCACAAGAUCAAUCAAUUCAUUUAUUAUUAAGUCAAACUAUUAAUGAGAUGAGUAAAAAAACUGGACAAUUGAUUGUUAUUGGUAAAGUUUUACAAGUUUAUGAAAGUGCAUUUGAUGUUUUUUUACCAGAAUUUGGGAUUGAAAAAAGAGUUCAUGGAGAUCAAUUACCUUUGAAAAAGGCUGAAUUUGAUAAAAAACAUGGAGUUUUAGAAUUAUAUUGGGAAAAGGGAGUUGAUAGUGGUACAUUUAUUCCAGAAGAUGAACGUGAACCAUUAAGUUAUAGAAAUUCUAUAAAGAAUAAAUUUAAAACAAGUGCUAAUGAGAUUGCACAAUAUCAACAAGAUUUUAAUAAACAAGAUCAUGAUUUGAAUCAAGAAUUGGAGAGAUUAAAAUUAUCACCACCAAGUUUUAAAAUUCCAUCACCAAGAACAACAACAAGAUCAUCAACAUUUGAAGAUCCAGUUAGUCAAUCAUUACCAACGACACCAGUUGAUAGUGUGAAGAGUGUUGUUGGUCGUACUAGUUCAAGUUCCAAGAUUGAGACUGGACAAGGUUCUUCUAGAGAAAAGAAGCUCCAUGCAUUAGAUUCAUAUUUGGAUAAGUUGACGUUAAGAGUGGAAGGAGGAGAUUAUAUCCAAGAAAUUAAGGAGCUCAGUGACAUUCCUAUUUUGUUGAGGGCUGAGAUUGGGAUGGCUUUGCCUUGUUUGACGGUUCAUGCGUUGAACCCAUUC
Messenger RNA from Hansenula anomala, 3813 nucleotides. It is a transcript of the gene SSD1, whose product is annotated as mRNA-binding translational repressor SSD1. Gene Ontology annotation, cellular component: P-body; exosome (RNase complex). The transcript is spliced from 4 exons. The annotation marks the transcript as partial. The record is from RefSeq and is a predicted model, not a curated record. NCBI's taxonomy places the organism in Eukaryota, Fungi, Ascomycota, Saccharomycetes, Phaffomycetales, Wickerhamomycetaceae. Gene Ontology annotation, molecular function: RNA binding; 3'-5'-RNA exonuclease activity. Gene Ontology annotation, biological process: mRNA catabolic process.